Hordeum vulgare subsp. vulgare (domesticated barley) is the source of this 1183-nucleotide messenger RNA. RefSeq names its product stromal cell-derived factor 2-like protein. NCBI's taxonomy places the organism in Eukaryota, Viridiplantae, Streptophyta, Magnoliopsida, Poales, Poaceae. The record is from RefSeq and is a predicted model, not a curated record. The transcript has 6 exons. Bases 265 to 915 code for a protein of 216 amino acids.
AGCAACGACCACGGCAAGCAAAACGUCCCGGAGCUCGCGAGAUCUCGACGGCCGCAACCACACACACCAGCACGCCCAGACACGAGAGACCAGACCCACCCCGCUUCACCGAUCGCCGGCGGGAAAGCCAAAGCCCCGCGCGGCUCGCGCGAACCAGACGCGGCCACGGCACCACCGGCCGCCGCCGCGGCCAAGGGGAAAGGCUCCUCGACGUCACCGCCGUCGCCGCCGCCGAGGUCCUAUCGCGCCACCGCCGCCGUCGCGAUGGCCGCGUCCGUCCUCGCGCUCGCCGUGGCGCUGCUCCUCGGCGCCAGCUCCCGGGUCGACCACGGUGCGGCCGCCGCCCCCGUAUCGGAAGAGGGGCUCCAGGUGACCUACGGGAGCACGGUGAAGCUGAUGCACGAGAAGACCAAGGUGAGGCUUCACUCCCACGACGUGGCCUACGGCUCCGGCAGCGGCCAGCAGUCCGUCACCGGCUUCCCCGAGAUCGACGACUCCAAUAGCUACUGGAUUGUGAGACCUACUCUUGAUUCAUCAGCCAAACAAGGUGAGGCUAUUGAAACUGGUAGCAUCAUCAGGUUGCAACACAUGAGGACACGGAGAUGGUUACAUAGCCACUUGCAUGCUUCACCGUUAUCUGGUAACCUAGAGGUGAGCUGUUUUGGUGGUGAUGGACAAUCAGAUACCGGUGACUAUUGGAGGCUAGAAAUUGAGGGAAAGGACAAGGUAUGGAAGCGAGAUCAGAAGGUAAGAUUGCGUCAUGUUGACACGGGAGGCUAUCUGCACAGCCAUAACAAGAAGUAUAACAGGCUUGGUGGUGGGCAGCAAGAGGUCUGUGGUGUUCGAGACAAGCGAGCUGAGAAUAUUUGGUCGACAGCGGAGGGCGUUUAUCUCCCAGUCGAUGAAAGAAAGUGAACAUAGCAUCAGGAAUUUUGUUGACAUUUUCCAUUUUUUUAUCUGUUCGUGCUUUUAAAUUAAACAAGGGAUAUAGUACCCAGAACUAGAAUGAUUGUUAGCGCAGUAUUUUUCUAUUUGGAAACGACGAUUACAACUUAGUCGUACACCAUCCAUCACCACACACGCGGCUAACAUGGUGAGUGCGACUCUGUCAGCAUCAUCACCCUGAACUAACUUGGGCCUUGGAUGCUUGAACCCCUGGGACAGUAAAGACUUUGUGUGAGUA